UCUCACUUCCUCUCUUCUCAGAGGACGGACGCUCGCUAGCUUGUCUGCAGCGUUCUCCCUUGCAGUUGUUGCCCAGUCUACUGGCAAGACCCUCAGGAGAAGCUCCCACACCCUGACAUGGGCUCCUGCGGAAGGGUCCUGCACCCCCUGUCCCUCCUGGUGCGGGCUGUGGUGCUGGCCAAGGCCCUGGCCCUGGGCACGCUGCCUGACUUCCUGCCCUGUGAGCUCCAGGCCUGCGGCGUGCUGAACUGCAACUGGCUCUUCCUGAAGUCCGUGCCCCGCUUCUCUGCAGCAGCACCGCGUGGCAACGUCACCAGCCUUUCCCUGCUGUCCAACCGCAUCCACCACCUCCACAACUCUGAUUUCCUCCACCUGCCCAACCUGCGGCGCCUCAACCUGAAGUGGAACUGCCCGCCCACCGGCCUCAGCCCCAUGCACUUCCCCUGCCACAUGACCAUCGAGCCCAGGACCUUCCUGGCCAUGCCUACCCUGGAGGACCUGAACCUGAGCUACAAUGGCAUCACCACGGUGCCUGCCCUGCCCAGCUCCCUUGUGAACCUGACCCUGAGCCACACCAACAUCCUGGUGCUGGACUCCACCAGCCUCACUGGCCUGCAUGCCCUGCGCACCCUCUUCAUGGACGGCAAUUGCUACUACAAGAACCCGUGCAGUCGGGCUCUGGAGGUAGCCCCUGGUGCCCUCCUGGGGCUGAGCAACCUCACCCACCUGUCCCUCAAGUACAACAAUCUCACGACGGUGCCCCGAGACCUACCGCCCAGUCUUGAGUACCUGCUGCUGUCCUACAACCACAUUUUUAAACUGGAGCCUGGGGACCUGGCCAACCUGACUGCCCUGCGCGUGCUCGACGUGGGUGGAAACUGCCGCCGCUGCGACCACGCCCGCAACCCUUGUGUGGAGUGCCGUAACAAAACCCUCCAGCUGCACCCCGACACCUUCAGCCACCUCAGCCACCUGGAAGGCCUGGUGUUGAAGGACAGUUCUCUUCACACUCUGGAACCCAGAUGGUUCCGAGGCCUAGAGAACCUCACGGUGCUAGACCUGAGCGAGAACUUCCUCUAUGACUGCAUCACCAAAACCCGGGCCUUCCAGGGCCUGGCACGGCUGCGCAAGCUCAACCUGUCCUUCAAUUACUGCAAAAGAGUGUCCUUUGCCCACCGGCAUCUGGCACCCUCCUUUGGGAACCUGGCCUCCCUGCAGGAGCUAAACCUGAAUGGCAUCUUCUUCCGGUCCCUCAGUGAGAACACACUCAAGCCGCUGGUCCGCCUGCCCCUGCUCCAGACCUUGAAUCUGCAGAUGAAUUUUAUCAACCAGGCUCAGCUCAGCAUCUUUGGGGCUUUCCCUAACCUUAGCUUUGUGGACCUGUCAGACAACCGCAUCAGUGGAGCUCCAACCCUGGUGAAGGCCCUUGGGGAAACAGGUGAUGAGAACCGGGUCUGGCUGGCGCCUGAGGACCUUGCUCCAGCCCCGCUGGGCAAGCCCAAGUCUGAAGACUUCAUGCCCCGCUGCAAGGGCAAAUUCACCUUGGACCUGUCUGGGAACAACCUGGUAAAAGUGCAGUCAGAGAUGUUCACCAACCUCUCCCGCCUCCGGUGUCUGAUCCUGAGCCACAACUGCAUUUCACAGGCCGUCAAUGGCUCCCAGUUCCAGCCACUGAUCAGUCUGCAGGUGUUGGACCUGUCCCAUAACAAACUGGACCUGUAUCAUGGGCUCUCAUUCACAGAGCUCCCACAGUUAAGGGCCCUGGACCUCAGUUACAACAGCCAGCCCUUUGGCAUGCAGGGCAUAGGCCACAACCUCAGCUUUGUGUCCCGGCUGCAAAAACUGCAGUACCUCAGCCUGGCCCACAAUGGCAUCAACAGCCGCGUGAACCCGCAGCUCUGCAGCAGCUCCCUGCAGGCCCUGGACUUCAGUGGCAAUACUGUGAGCAGCAUGUGGGCAGAAGGAGACCUCUACCUCCACUUCUUCCAAGGCCUGAAAAGCCUGCUCAGGCUGGACCUGUCCCAGAACAGCCUGCACACCCUCCUGCCCCGCAACCUGGACAGCCUCCCCAAAAACCUGACACAGCUGUACCUCCGUAACAAUUACCUGGCCUUCUUCAACUGGAGCAGCCUGGUGCUCCUACCCAAGCUGAUCACCCUGGACUUGGCAGGAAACCAGCUGAAGGCGCUGACCAAUGGCACCUUGCCCAAUGGAACACACCUGCGGCAUCUGGACGUCAGUGGCAACAGCAUCACCUUUGUGGCCCCAGGCUUCUUCGCACUGGCUACUGAGCUGCGGGAGCUCAACCUGAGUAAGAACAGUCUCAGGACAAUUGAGUCCUCCUGGUUUGGGACCCUGGCAGGCAGCCUGAACGUCCUAGACGUGAGUGCCAACCCCCUCCACUGUACCUGCGGGGCGGCUUUCGUGGACUUCCUGCUGGAGGUGCAGCACGCUGUGCCCGGCCUGCCCAACCGCGUGAAGUGCGGCAGCCCCAGACAGCUGCAGGGCCGCAGCAUCUUCGCACAGGACCUGCGGCUCUGUCUGGACGAGGCCCUCUCCUGGGAUUGCUUUGGCCUCUCACUCCUGGUGGUGGCUCUGGGCCUGGUGGUGCCGCUGCUGCAGCACCUCUGCGGCUGGGACCUCUGGUACUGCUUCCACCUGGGCCUCACCUGGCUACCCUGGCGGGGCCCACGUGGUGCCCAACCCCUGCCCUAUGAUGCCUUCGUGGUCUUCGACAAGGCACAGGGCGCAGUGGCCGACUGGGUGUACCACGAGCUGCGGGUGCAGCUGGAGGAGCGCCGUGGGCGCCGGGCGCUGCACCUGUGCCUGGAGGAGCGGGACUGGGUACCUGGUAAGACGCUCUUUGAGAACCUGUGGGCCUCCAUCUAUGGCAGCCGCAAGACUCUCUUUGUGCUGGCCCACACUGACCGGGUCAGUGGCCUCCUGCGCACCAGCUUCCUGCUCGCCCAGCAGCGCCUGCUGGAGGACCGCAAGGACGUCGUGGUGCUGGUGAUCCUCAGCCCCGAUGCCCACCGCUCCCGCUAUGUGCGGCUGCGCCAGCGCCUCUGCCACCGGAGUGUCCUCUUCUGGCCCCAGCAGCCCAGGGGUCAGGGCAGCUUCUGGGCCCAGCUGGGCAUAGCCCUGACCAGGGACAACCGCCACUUCUAUAACCGGAACUUCUGCAGGGGACCUGCAGCCGAAUAGCCCACUGGCCAUCGGGGGCGGCUGCUCUCCGUCCUGCCUCACUGCCGGCCCCACAGCUCCUCUGCCUGCUCCCCCCGCGCAGCCAGCAUCAGCACAUGUUCAAUAAAUACUGCAAACCUGCUGGUCCUGA
This is a messenger RNA of Chinchilla lanigera (long-tailed chinchilla), 3334 nucleotides long. It is a transcript of the gene Tlr9, whose product is annotated as toll-like receptor 9. The coding region runs from base 118 to 3204 and encodes 1028 amino acids. Lineage: Eukaryota; Metazoa; Chordata; Mammalia; Rodentia; Chinchillidae. Gene Ontology annotation, cellular component: plasma membrane. Gene Ontology annotation, molecular function: pattern recognition receptor activity; protein binding. Gene Ontology annotation, biological process: positive regulation of interleukin-6 production; canonical NF-kappaB signal transduction; toll-like receptor signaling pathway. The transcript is spliced from 2 exons. The record is from RefSeq and is a predicted model, not a curated record.